Messenger RNA from Suricata suricatta (meerkat), 959 nucleotides. It is a transcript of the gene HDDC2, whose product is annotated as HD domain containing 2. The coding region runs from base 56 to 721 and encodes 221 amino acids. Gene Ontology annotation, cellular component: cytoplasm. Lineage: Eukaryota; Metazoa; Chordata; Mammalia; Carnivora; Herpestidae. Gene Ontology annotation, molecular function: 5'-deoxynucleotidase activity. The record is from RefSeq and is a predicted model, not a curated record. The transcript has 7 exons.
GGAGCUUCAGGAGGCGGCCUAGCGGCCUGCUGGGAUCUGCUAGACCGGUGGCCGCAUGGCUUCGGCCUCCGCUGCGCUCCCGGGCCGCGGGGCCCAGAACCUGCUGCGGUUCCUGCGGCUGGUGGGGCAACUCAAGAGAGUCCCAAGGACUGGCUGGGUGUACAGAAAUGUUCGGAGUCCAGAGAGUGUAUCAGAUCACAUGUACAGAAUGGCAGUUAUGGCCCUGGUGACCAAAGAUGAGCAUCUUAACAAAGACCGAUGUGUCCGUCUAGCCCUGGUUCACGAUAUGGCAGAAUGCAUCGUUGGGGACAUAGCACCAGCAGAUAACAUCCCCAAAGAAGAAAAACAUAGGCGAGAAGAGGAAGCUAUGAAGCAGCUAACACAGCUCCUUCCAGAAGAUCUCAGAAAGGAACUUUACGAACUUUGGGAAGAGUACGAGACCCAGUCGAGCGCGGAAGCCAGAUUCGUGAAGCAGCUGGACCAGUGCGAGAUGGUUCUUCAGGCGUCCGAGUACGAAGAGCUUGAGAACGCCCCGGGGAGGCUGCAGGACUUCUACGACUCCACGGCAGCCUCUGUAGGCCCAAGUCAGCCUCCGUCUCCCCCGAGAGCAGUGCUGGGGAUUGCCCUUCUGGGACUUCCCAGCGCACAGACUGUGCUCCACAGUAUGAUUUGCAUCAUGAGGAAAAUUCAGUCACCCCGAGAUAGUCCAACUUGUCUCUGAACUUGAGGCAGAGAGAAACACUAACAUAGCUGCCGCCACCAGUGAGCCCCGCUCCUAAUGUGUCCUCUCCGUCUCUGCCCUCCUGUGAGAGACAUUAUAUUUUUCCCUUUCGUGGUGUUGUUUUGCCACUGUUGCUUUGUUGAUUCUAGACUCCACUGAGAAACGUGAUAUAAUCUGGAUAAUAAGAGAAGCUACAGAACAAGAUAUGGUCCUGAAAGUGCCACAGAUGAAGCCUGUG